GAGAUAGCCCUCCUUCUGGAUCGUCCUCGAGCUGCCACCGUAGUGGCGCAGGGUCCCCUGCGUUGUGUGAAGCUGGACAGAAAACGAUUCGAGCGAGUUAUGGGUCCCUGCUCCGAUAUCCUCAAACGCAAUAUCGCCAAGUACAAUAGCUAUAUUUCGCUCAGUGUCUAA
Molecule: messenger RNA, 171 nt
Organism: Dibothriocephalus latus
Lineage: Eukaryota; Metazoa; Platyhelminthes; Cestoda; Diphyllobothriidea; Diphyllobothriidae
Source: the annotation of a GenBank genome assembly